UGGCCGCUGUCCUGGAUGACAGCUAUCCGGCGCCGAAACAUCGAUAGACAGUCAGACGAAAGAGCCAUGGCGGCCACGGGUGGAGGGAAAAUCAGAAGCAGGAGAUAUCACAUCGCUUCUAAACCUUACGCCAAGAGUAAACAGCAGUCAGGCCUCAUCAGUCGAGUGACGGACACAGUGAAGAGCAUCGUUCCUUCCUGGCUGCAGAAAUACUUCAAGAAUGGAGACACUCCUGCAGGACAGACGGGACAAGGGACGGAGCAGAACUGCCAACCAUCACCUCCUCCUCCAGCUCCUCCUAAUGGUAAUGAAGAGGGACCUCCUCCCAUUGAUGGGCGCGACUCCCCAGAGCCAAGCACCAGUAAUACAGAACCCUCGACCAGCCGAGCAUCCCUGAACUUUCAGGAGUAUGUGCUUUCUCGGCCUCCGCUGAGUCGUUCUCACCUCCACUUUACCUCGCUGGAUGCUUCCUCCCCUACAAUGGGGGCCUCCAGCAGCCUCUUCUCUCCGCCCUCCACUUCUUCAGCCCCUGGCCCCUUCUCCACAGGCUUCUCUUUGGUCAAAGAAAUCAAGGACAACCUCUCGCAACAUGAAGACGAUAACAUCUCCACCACGAGUGGGUUCUCCUCCCGUGCAUCCGACAAGGAUGUCCCAACUUCAAAAACCGCAUCACUUCCUCAGCUUUGGUCCCCAGAGAUGGACAGGACAAACUCUGGACCUCAGCCGUCUCAGUCCAGUCUCAAAAAGCCUUCUUUCAACCUGUCUGUGUUUGGAAACUCCUCCAAUUCGACGUUAAACAGCACACUGCUGAACUCUAGCCAGCUCGGAGAUUCACCUUUCUACCCUGGGAAAACCACGUACGGAGGAGCAGCUGCAGUCAGGAGCUCCCGCGGUCGUCCUGGCACUCCUUAUCAGGCGCCGGUGAGAAGGCAGAUCAAGGCCAAGCCCGCCGGCGCUCAGCCCUGCGGCGUGACCAGCGCCACCGCCAGGCGCAUCCUGCAGUCUUUGGAGCGCAUGUCGAGCCCACUGGCUGAUGCAAAGAGAAUCCCAGCACCCGCAGCAGGCUCGCCCAGUCGUUCUCCAUCGAUGGACGUCUUCAACCAAGAUGGUCCCCGUCACCAGGCGAAGAAGAAACGGAUGGACUCAAACCUCCCUCCAGUGCAGAAACUCGUGGUUCCAGCUGCAGCUUCUGUUUCAGGAAAUCGAUCCGUGUCUUUCAGGCCGACUUUGACGCCUGGAGGACUCACCCGAGCCCUGGACAGGACGCCAAGGGAAAAGACGCCCACAAGACAAUCACCACAGCUACCUGAAGCAACCCCAGGUCCAUCUCGAAGGAGUUUCAGUGACCCGGUCUACCCUCUGUCCAGCACCCCUGCAGCCAGCAGCCUGAGCUCUGGAGGGGGCAAAAUCAGGAGAGAAAGGACCACAGCACGACCUUCCUCCAAACACACUGAAGAAGAUGAGGUGGCUGAAGCUCCGGUCCUUCCAAGCAUUUCACUACCAAUCAACAAAUCAUCUUUGCCUACGUUCAGCUUCUCUCCAUCUUUACCACCUGCCACCUCUGUCAGCUCGGCCCCCAGCUUCACAUCCACUACCCCUGCGAAGGAGACGCUCACAAACAAGGAUCCACCAAAGGCCUCCACACCGCCCUGUGCACCUUUCACAUUUUCCUCUCCUAUUGUCAAGGCAACUGCAGCCAGCCCACCUUCUUACUCCCCUGCUGUUGGUUUCACCUUCAGUGCACCUGUAGCAAAGCUGGCGCCGUCCAUGUCAAACGGAAAGCUGACGGCGCCCACAGCAACAGCUGUGAAACCUAUAGCAAGCAAGAGCACAGAGGAAUUUGAAGGACCUUUCAAACCGGCCAAGACCUUGAAGCAGGGCAGCGUACUGGAUCUUCUCAAGUCACCUGGUUUUGCUUCUCCUGUUGUUCAAAACUCUCCUGGCACCAACACCCCUUCCCAGCAGCCACACACCCAGCUCACAACCACUCCUUCGCCUGGCACAAGCUUCUCCUCUUCGCUACCUUCGCCAUCAGGGUUUGGUGGUCUGUCCAGUGCCUCGGCGGGCUGGAGCUGCGACGUGUGUCUGGUUGAGAACAAGCAAUCGGAAGUAAAGUGCGUUUGCUGUCGGGCCCCAAAGCCGAACUCCUCACCAAAAUCGGCGGAGAGCAAAAAAACUCCUGCCCAGAGCAGCAGCACAAGCACUGCCUCCGCCUCCACGACGACAGGAUUCAACCCGAUCUUCUCCAAGCUUGCAGGAACCUGGGAGUGCGACACGUGUCUGGUCUCGAACAAACCCGACGCAGUGAAGUGCGUGGCCUGUGAAACGGCCAAACCCGGGACGGGACUCAAGGCGUCGCUCACUUUCCCCCCCAACUUCUCAGCUGCUAAGACUGCAUCAACACCCUCAGAUCCAGUUUCCACAGGGAUCAGUGGGUUUGGAGAUAAGUUCAAAAAACCAGAGGGUGCGUGGGAAUGUGAAACAUGUUUGGUACAAAACAAGGCUGAGGACACAAAGUGUGUGGCCUGCAUGGCUUCUAAACCAGGAGCUUCGGCAGCCGUCUCUUCAGCAGCCAGCAGUGCCCCAACGUUUGCUCUGUUAGAGCAGUUCAAGAAGCCAGAAGGAUCAUGGGAAUGCGACACCUGCAUGGUUCAGAACAAAGCUGCUGAUGUUAAAUGUGUUGCUUGUCAGACAACCAAACCAGGAGCUACAGUGGAACCCAAAGCUUUUGGGUCUUUGGGCUCCUCCGCUGCUGGAGCUUCUGGGACCUCCACUUUUGGCUCUUCUACCUCUAAUCCCGGGGGUUUUAAGUUCGGCACGUCGGACAGCACAGCCGGAUCCGGAGGUUUUAAGUUUGGAACUACAGACUCGUCGUCGUCAUCUUCGUCAUCGUCAGCUGGAUUCAAAUUUGGCGCCUCGUUCGGCGGCUCCACCUCGGAGUCGUCCUCUAAAGAUACUACUGCCUCUUCAGGGUUUAACUUCGGGGGCCCCUCUGAGGGCUUCAAAUUCGGAGCCGCGUCCAACGAUGAUAAGACGUCGGACCAGCCGGCGGUGGGCGCUGGGUUGAAGUUUGGAGGCAGCAGCAAAGUAGCUUUUGGAAGUGGGUCAUCCAGCACAGAAAGUAACUCUUCUUCUAAAAGCGGCUUCACGUUUGGACUGACUAAACCGGCAGAUAAAACACCAGAAACCGCCACCACGUCUUCAUCCUCUACUACCUUGACUCCUCUCACUUCUUCACAAGGAAAUAGCGACAAAGCAGGAUCAUCAAAUGACACCACAUCCACCACCAUAGCUGCCGCUAAGGGGUCUGUGUUUGGGAGGCUAGGCGAUCCAAAUGUGGCAUCCGGCACGCCGCAGGUGAGCUCUGCAUUCGGAUCUUUACAGGCAGGUAAGGAGCCGGCCGCUCCAACGUUUGCCUUUGGAAAGCCAGAGGAGAAGAAGGAGGCGGCUCCGUCGACCUUCGUCUUUGGCGCUGUGAAAAAGGAACCGGAAGCUGCUGCUGCUCCCUCGGGAGGCGGCUUCUCCUUCAGCAAGCCGAGUGCGCCGACAGAUCAGCCGCCGCCGGCUUUCACGUUUGGCAAACAGGCAGAAAAGAGUGAAACGUCGACCUCGGAAGCCUCAAAGCCGUCUUUCAGCUUUGGACAAACUGCUGCAGAUUCCACUGCCGCUCCAAAAUCAGCCUUCUCUUUCCUGGCUAAUAACCCGCCCAGCGCCACCACCUCAUCAUCCGCCACCCCGACUCCCGCCAUGUUUGGCGCCGCCAGCAGUGGCUCUGCGCCGGCCCCGACCGCAACUUCGUCUUCAUCCUCCUCGGCCCCCAGCUCGUUUGUGUUCGGCCAGCCUCCCUCCACCACCGGCGAUGCUCCCCCUGCUAAGAACUUCAUGUUUGGACAGAAUCACGACAACCAGUCAGCGGCGCCGUCGAGCGCUCUGCUGAACGCGGCUCCGGCGCCGGCUCAGCCCUUCAUCUUUGGCGCUUCUACCAACAGUGCUGCUGCUGCUGCUGCCGCUUCUGCUCCCGCUCCCGCUGCUCCCUCUUUUUCCUUCGGAGCCGCAGCAGCAGCGCCCCCUGCUGCUUCCUCAUCAGCUCCUUCUGCAGCCCCGUCACCAUUUGUGUUCAGUUCAGCUCCUUCAGGAGGUUUCGGCGCCAACCAGAAUCCUCCUUUCUCAUCAAGUUUUGGAUCCCCUUUCCCAGCCACACCUGCCCAAACCUUUGGAACCAAACCCAACGCUGCCCCCGCGUUUGGACAGCAGAACAACUCCACACCUGUGUUUGGCUCCAGCACCAACUCCGCACCAAGUGGAGGCUUUCAGUUCGGAGGAGCCAGUGCUUUUGGAGCCUCAAAUAACUCUUCAGGCGUGUUUACGUUUGGAGCUGGAUCUGGAGCGCCUUCUGCCCCCUCCGCCAAUCCCCCCAUCGCACCCCAGCCAGGAGCAGCUGGUGGCAGUUUCAACUUUACACAAACUCCAACAUUUAACAUAGGGUCAACUAAGACGUUCACCGCCUCCCCAGCCGGACAGUCAGGGAUCGCUGGGCGCAAGAUCAAAACUGCGGUGCGCCGCAGAAAGUAGCCCUUUACGACCUUCACAAGACUGUGGACUUUACUGAGACAGGACGGUGUCCCCGGUGAAGAACGUCCAAGGUUCUCAAGGUUCUCAUCUGGACAGACUUUGGCGUUGCUUAGCACAGCUUCGUGUUUCUGGAGGAUUUCGGUCGCUCGACCGGCUGCUUGAAAGGUUUUCAAAUCCAGUUGAGAAUUAAAAGUGUGUGCGGAUUUUCCAGAUUUUACAUAGUAACAACUCCUGACUGAACUAUUACCCUGACUUAGACUACAAUCAAGCAAAGAUCCCCCCCCCCUCCCAUGUUUGAAAUUAAAAAAAAAAGAAAAAGCAGGGCAGUAAUAUCUAUAUUUUACACAUCGGCAAAUGUCUGCUAGACUUUAGGCAUGACUUUUUUUUGUAAUAAAAUUACAGAGGCAAAAACUGCAAAUUGAUCAAAAAAAAAAAAAAAA
Messenger RNA from Poecilia reticulata (guppy), 5012 nucleotides. RefSeq names its product nucleoporin 153 (gene nup153). NCBI's taxonomy places the organism in Eukaryota, Metazoa, Chordata, Actinopteri, Cyprinodontiformes, Poeciliidae. Gene Ontology annotation, molecular function: structural constituent of nuclear pore. The record is from RefSeq and is a predicted model, not a curated record. Gene Ontology annotation, cellular component: nuclear pore. Gene Ontology annotation, biological process: RNA export from nucleus; protein import into nucleus.